Monomorium pharaonis (pharaoh ant) is the source of this 1646-nucleotide messenger RNA. RefSeq names its product alpha-tocopherol transfer protein. The record is from RefSeq and is a predicted model, not a curated record. The coding region runs from base 603 to 1508 and encodes 301 amino acids. The transcript is spliced from 6 exons. Gene Ontology annotation, molecular function: phosphatidylinositol bisphosphate binding. Gene Ontology annotation, cellular component: membrane. NCBI's taxonomy places the organism in Eukaryota, Metazoa, Arthropoda, Insecta, Hymenoptera, Formicidae.
UCACUUCCAGGAACACGUCUCGCAUACAUUCGGAGGUGCCGCUCGCGUUCGGUGACACUCAUUCACUUGUCGCCUCUUCGAUGGCUCGGUCGUCAGAUGUCGGACCGACGAUGUCGAAAUCGAGGGUCUUUUUGUGCAACAAGCGCUUACGCUUUAUAACAUCAUUCUUCUUAUACCAGUUUAUUUUUUCAUUACGUAACGUCGAAACGCAACCGGUUUCAAUACACGCAAGCAGAGGUAUUUUUCCUCACUAUGCGCGAGCCUGCUGCAAUAAUUCGAUGCAACCGCCGCUGGUGCGGAGUUAGACCGCGAACUGCAGUCGCGCGCGGUUCAAUCGCUGAAUGUGUACUCCCUAGUGCAAAUAAAAUACUUUGAGUACAAGUUCUUUAAACAAUUCAACGAUCUAAUUGUGAUUCAAAAGAAGGUGCAGAAAAUCAGAUAAUUGUAAAAAAUAUUUGUAAAAGUUUACAUAAAUCGAGCGUUAUCAAAUUCAUCAAUAUCACUUUCGUGAAAAAUAAAAGCAAAUUAGAUUCUAUGCGUGAUUAAUCAAUCCUGGCGAAGAAAUCGAUUUCAAGCACGAUCUUAGACAACGUUCCUUCAGGAUGAAGUUCGGUCACACGAUUGACGAAUCGCGAAAAAUGUAUCCGGAGAUCACGGACGAGCUUUUGGAGAAUCUGCAAAAAUGGGCGAAAGAUCGAGGCCUUCCCAAAAUUCCCGAGGAGCAAUUGGCGUUAUUCGCGCACAGUUGUUACUUCGACAUGGAAGCGACGAAACGAUGCAUGGACAUUUAUUACAAAAUGCGAGUCACGGUCCCGGAAUUCUUUAGUGAUAGAGAUAUCAGCCUCGACUAUCUGCAACACUCUUUAAAAACCUUGGAAUUUGUGACGCUUCCCAAACCCGAUCGAGACGGUAAUCGGAUAAUUUUUCAUCGGCUGGCGGAUUCACGGCCGUCCCAGUACGUAUUCAACGACGGCAUCAAGCUGCUGCUGAUGUCUAUCGACGGGAGCCUUUACACGAACGGCUGCUCGCCCGGGUACAUAUUUCUCUUCGACAUGAACGGCGUGAGACUCGGUCACUUGCCCAAACUGUCGAUAAACAGCAUCCGCAGGUUCUUCGAGUACCUGCAGGAAGCCAUGCCGGUGAGACUCAAAGCCAUGCACGUGCUGAACGCAGUCUGGUUCAUGGAUAAGGUGCUCGCGCUUAUUAAACCGUUCAUGAAGCGAGAGUUUUACGAAAUGCUUCACCUUUACACGGGUGACGUCUCCGACGUGUAUCCUCAUAUACCGCCCGAAUGUCUACCGAAGGACUUUGGUGGGGAAUUGGACUAUGUCGCAAACCUUCACAAAGCGCACAGCAUGAAGCUGGAUCAGUUGCGAAGUUAUUUUCGGGAGGAGGAAGCUCUGUUUCGCUGUUAUUCGCCAGACAAUAAAAAGAUGACGAGUCAAAAAAUCGUGUCGGAUGAGAUCGAGAAUUCAAAAAACCAUUACGAUGAAAUCUUAAACGCGUAAAUAAGUAUUGUCGGUUAGUUUAUGGGCAAUGUGCAGGUGUAAUAAAUAGCGUAAGCUACUUACCGAUAUAAUGUACAGUUAAAGACAAAAAUAAAAUUGCAUAGCGUCAUUAUCGUGACGCUUUCUAAUUCUCAUGCA